Phoenix dactylifera (date palm) is the source of this 1994-nucleotide messenger RNA. The record is from RefSeq and is a predicted model, not a curated record. Lineage: Eukaryota; Viridiplantae; Streptophyta; Magnoliopsida; Arecales; Arecaceae.
AUCCUUAUAUCUUGGUCGAAACAGAUCAUAUCUGGUGUGGAAUACUGCCACAGAAACAUGAUAGCUCAUCGUGAUCUGCAGCCAGAGAACUUGCUGUUGGAUUCCAAAUGCAGUAUUAAAAUAGCAGAUUUUGGCUUAAGUAAUGUCAUGCGUGAUGGCCAUCUUUUGAAGACUUGUUGUGGAAGCACCAACUAUGCUGCCCCCGAGGUUAUUUCAAGUAAACAUUAUGCUGGCCCUGAGGUUGAUGUUUGGAGUUGCGGUGUCAUUCUUUAUACUCUUCUUUGUGCUAGGCUUCCUUUCGAUGAUGAAAAUAUCCCCAGUCUGCAUAAGAAGAUAAAAGCUGGGACGUACACUCGUCCUUGCUGUUUGUCUGCUUCAGCAAGGGAUUUGAUUUCUAGGAUUCUCGUAGUUGAUCCCAUGAAGCGAAUCACUAUUCCUGAGAUUCGUCAACGUCCAUGGUUCACACCUCAUCUUCCUCGCUAUCUGACAGUGCCUCUACCUGAUACAAUUCAGCAAGCAAAAAAGAUUGAUGCGGAUAUUUUUCAAGAAGUUGUUAAAAUGGGUUUCGACAAGGACCAUUUGGUCGAAUCUCUGCAUAAUAGAGAGCAGAAUGAGGUGAUUCUACAUGCAGCUGUUUCAUAUUACUUGCUUCUGGAUAAUCGGUUCUGUUCUACCGGUGGCUAUCUUGGAGCUGAGUUUCAAGAAACUAUGGAAUAUGGUUCCUCGUAUAUGAAUUAUUGCAAAACUCCAACUCCAGCCCUUACAAAUUAUUCAUCUAGAUAUAUGGAUCCACAGGGCGUUGGUUCUAGGGUACAUUCAUCUGAUUCCAAAGCAUGGGCUCUUGGACUGCAGUCGUCAGCCCAUCCUUGUGCAAUAAUGAUGGAGGUCUGUAAAGCUCUCCAACAACUUAACAUUUGUUGGAAGAACAUUGGACACUAUAAUAUUAAAUGUCGAUGGGCUCCUGGCUAUCCUGCUCCGCAUACUAAUCAUAGCAUUGGCAAUGAAGCUGCCAUCGCAGAAAUUGAUAAUAUUGCUUGGAUAUCAUCUUAUCUAGUCAAAUUUGAAAUUCAGCUGUACAAAACCAAGGAAGAGAAGUAUCUGCUUGACUUACAGAGAGUCCAAGGUUCGCAUUUCCUUUUUCUUUAUCUAUGUGCUGCCUUCCUUGAACAGCUUAUGUUUGUACCAUGAUAGUUCUCCAUUAGGGUUUUUUUUGUUUUUUCCUCUGCUCACUUUGAUACCCUUGAAGUUUGUGAAUAUGUAAAUAGGCACUCUCUGUGGCUUCCCUGUGGCUGCCAUGUCUUUGGAAUUGCUUUGGUGCUUUGGUGCUGAUUUUUUUCACUUUGGUCAACCAUAGCAUCCUGGUGGAUACUUCUGAAUCCCAUUUGAAACGAUAAUCUUGUUAAGAUUGCCUCUGCCCAUCAUGCAUUAAAUAGUAGUGCCUCAUAUUAUUGAAACCUCCUAUAUUUUCUGAUUGUUGUGGAUUUAGGGAGGGCUGGUGGCACAUUAAGAAGUCCACAGUCAAAAAUUCAGUAGUACCUAUUGACUAUUGUCUUUAUUUCCUUCAGAUGAUGACCUGCUAUCAAAUUUUGGCUGUGGUGAUCUGAUGCUAUAGAUUUAUAGCUUUCAACAUAUGAAAUUAUGGCUGAGUCAAUGUUGGAAUGAAGUGUUGGGUGGCAGCUAUUUUAUUGGAUUCAUUUUUUACAAACUUGUAACUUGGUCUGGACAAAUGAGCAUGCAGUGGAUCACUAUGGUGAUCUAAAAUGUCUCCUCAUUUAUCUGAUUUCUUUUGAUCCUAUUAUUUGUUUGACUGAUCGGAAUAAGCCAACUGGAGUAAAAGAGCCGCGGACUAUUGGCAAUCUUGAUCAUAAAUUUAGCUAAAUUAUAUAGAUGCACUAUAGCAAUGCAUUUCAUAGAUGUGAUAGCUUGCGUGCAUUUGCUUUGUAUUUUUGGAGACCGAGGAAGAAAGUGUAGCUAUCUUUUUCAGCUUGAUCGUU